Messenger RNA from Solea senegalensis (Senegalese sole), 1010 nucleotides. RefSeq names its product von Willebrand factor C domain-containing protein 2-like. The transcript has 3 exons. Gene Ontology annotation, biological process: negative regulation of BMP signaling pathway. Gene Ontology annotation, molecular function: protein binding. NCBI's taxonomy places the organism in Eukaryota, Metazoa, Chordata, Actinopteri, Pleuronectiformes, Soleidae. Gene Ontology annotation, cellular component: AMPA glutamate receptor complex. Bases 66 to 893 code for a protein of 275 amino acids. The record is from RefSeq and is a predicted model, not a curated record.
GUCAGUGACGCGCGCGGAAGUCUGCGCGUCACCGGCGCUUGGAGAAGCUCGCCGGAGCGCAACAGAUGCUCACACGGUCAGUGUCGGUGUCAGUGCCGGGAAACCUGGUCACCAUGAUGAGGAUGAGUCCCCGGCACUGUGCGCUCAGCUGCCUCGUCCAUCUGUCCCUGCUGCUGCCGCUGCUGCCGCCGCUGGGUCCGGGACGCGUCGCGGAGCUCGCGGUAGCCGCGGAAUACUCAUCCAAAACGGACUUGGACUACGAGUUCGGCGACUACCGGGGGAAGUGGUGCAUCGACGACCACGGUUUCGUCUACGGCAUCGGAGAGGUGUAUUACCCGAGCCCCACAGGGUGCCCAUGCACGUGCACCGUGGACGGUCCCGUGUGCGUCCGACCCAAGUGUCCGCGCAUCAACCCCCGGUGCACGCGGAUCGGAUAUAAGGCGUGCUGUCCCGUGUGCGAGGCGAUGGCCCGGGUCUGUGUCUACGGAGGCAAAACGUACCGACUCCUGGAGGAAUUCAGGUUGUCGCGGUGCGAGCGAUGCCGCUGCGGAGCUAACAGAGAGGUUUACUGCAGCAUUUCCAACUGCCCCGCCCCUCACUGCGUCAACCCCACGUACGAACCCAACCACUGCUGCCCCAUCUGUAAGACUGGUCCUAACUGCUUCGCUGGGAGCAGGGUGAUCCCAGCAGGAGAGCGCGUGGACAUGGACGAGGAAACAGUUUGCUACUGCACCUACAGGGACGGGACGUGGCACACUCACCCCCACGCCACCUGCGAGCCGCGUCUGCAGCCCGGCCCGACACCUGACGCUCGCACGAAGCUGUCCAGAGAUGAGGAGGUCACGGGCAGAGGGGGGAGACCGGCCAUUUCCAGGCUGGAUGAAAUACCAUGAAGUGGACUCUGACGGACAAAAACUAACUAUAUCUGUUUGGGUUUAGCUGAGUCUCUGUGUCGUGUUCCUCCACCUGCACAUUUAAAGGUCCAGUGUGUCGGACUUCAACACAAAUGU